GCCGCGCCGGGACCGGAGCGCCUGCACACAGCUCCCGGGCCUGAGGAGCGCCUGCACACAGCUCCCGGGCCUGACGAGCAGCCAAGCUUUGGAAGCAUGGCUAAGGUUUUGCAUGAGAAUGAAACCAGUUCGGACACCCCAAGACAUGCACCCAGAGAAGAACAGGAUGACAAUGCCAGCAUGGAGAAGUACCUGAGAAACAAAAACCUUGUUUUGGAUUUCCUGAACUCUGACUUGAACGCCCACCACCUCCAGUACCACUGGAACAAAGUUCAUCUUCUGAAGAAGUGUUACUUUUACUUGAAGUUUCAGCCCAGACACGUGUGUGUGAGAGACCAGAACAAUAUGAUGAUUUUUGCUGACAUCUUGCAAAUAGCAAACCCCUGCCAACUCCAGAAGAUCAAGAAGGUGGGAAAAAAACAGACUGAAAUCCAACUGGCACUUUUAACUGAGCUGUUGGAACAGCUGGAACGAGGUCGGGAGGAGUUGAGCCGUUACGUACAGAUCUGUGACGUGGAAACUUUCCUCUCCCAGUGGGACUUGAAUAUAAAGAGAGUGCUCAAGCUCUCCAUGUUUUUAAAUAAGCUCAUUGCCUUGGAAGAGCCAAGGAAGCUCCAUGUCAAGCACAGUUUGGUGUCACAGAUACAUCUUGGAGGUGCUCUACACCCUCCCAUUAGUUUUUCUCUCUAUACGAAGAAGCCGCCGCUUUUUGAUCGGAUAGAGUCAUUUGCAUGCCAGACCUGGGUCCAGCUCAAGUGGUUCACUGAAAGUCAAGAGUCACACCUUGAACGAUGGCAGCUGGAGGUCAAGCUAGUGACAGAUAACAGUCAGACAGAACCAGGAUACGGCCGGAUCCAGGAAGUCAUGUCCAACCCGUGUAUAAUCGACCACCUGCAGCCUGGCAGGUUGUAUGAGUUCAAAGUGAGGAGAUCCGACACUCACACGCUCGUCUACUCGCAGUGGCAUGACUGCAUUAUAUUGAAGACAAAAUCUCACCCUGUUGAAGACACCAAGGAAGCCCCCAACCGCAGCCUGAUGAGGCGGCUUACAAGACCGGCUCUCUCACUUUAAUGGUUUAAUGAAAAAGAUGAGUAAGAGUAAUUAAAAAUAAAUAGUUUAAACAGUU
Corvus hawaiiensis (hawaiian crow) is the source of this 1126-nucleotide messenger RNA. It is a transcript of the gene FNDC11, whose product is annotated as fibronectin type III domain containing 11. The record is from RefSeq and is a predicted model, not a curated record. Gene Ontology annotation, molecular function: protein binding. Lineage: Eukaryota; Metazoa; Chordata; Aves; Passeriformes; Corvidae. The coding region runs from base 97 to 1071 and encodes 324 amino acids. The transcript is spliced from 2 exons.